AUGAGUAAUAUUGAAGGCAUUGAGCAAGGCUCAGCUUCCAAUGCCCAAAGAGCCCGAUCAGGCACAACAUCCACGUUGCAAGAACAGCAGGAAGGUGAACGUACGCCAAGACCAAGCAUUCGACGCGAGGAGAGCAACACUUCAAGCCGUUUUGAUGACUCCUCGUCCAGAUUGCGACUUCCUGGGCCAGCACGAACUUCCAGCGAGCAAGAAACAACACGACUUCUGUCAAGAGAUUUCGCAGAUCAAGACCCCGAACCUCGAUUGCGCCAUGUCAGAAGUUCAGCAAUCAGCUUUCGACAGCCCAGCAUACGUCGUCGCCUUGGGAGUGCUCAGCCAAGUCCUAGUCCCGGUCCGUCACAUUCAUGGAGGCACUUUGUCGACUCGGAUCGAAGGUCAGUCGCCAUUGCAGCUUCUGGCCGAGAUAACGACACCGCUUCACGGAGGUUCUCGCUAGCAGGCCCGGCACCUCUCGAUACCUUGGUCGCUAAUCAGCCGUACGUUGACCCAGGCUACGCACAACUUAAUCCAGCAUACGACCAGCCUGCAAAUACACGACCUAUAUGGGGCUUGGCCAAGCCUCUUCCUCAUGUGUUGCGAUCUGGCAUGGUUCCAACAAAGGACGAGCUGAAGCAGGAAGUGUUGCACAGGGAUGACAGACCUGAAUCGAUCGCAGAUCUGGAGACUGGUCGUAUCGAGCCAUCUCUUCGGCCUGGCAAAAUCGCUGCUCAACUUGACGACGUAAGACGUGGACGAGAGCUCCAUUUGUUUGAGACUUUCCAUCACCAGCGUCCGGGGUCGCCAGCUUUCUCACCCUUUGGAAGAUACCACAAGGAAUCCGCUGCGCACCACGAUAUCUCGGAGCUCCACUCUCGUCUAGGCGAGCCUAUCAUUGAGGAAGAGGACGAGGAGUACCAGCACCGCAAAUCAGAUCCCGAAUUAGCUGGCCUUGAUGAAGCGAUUGCCAAUGCAAAUAGGGCGAAAGAGGCAGAACACAGUAUUCAUCUACCAUAUCAGGACGCGAUCCCCCUGUUUGGAUACGAAGCCGAAGACGACGAAGUACAUAAUCUACAUACCUACUGGUCGGUGGUUCGUUUGCUUUUUCGAGAGCCGCUAGCGGAAUUGCUAGGCUAUACGCUCGGUUUCAGUGCCAAUUUGGCACUUACCGUCUCUCGAGGGGCAGCAGGAGUAGGAGAUACUGGUGACUGGGCAUGGGGUCUCGCUACAAUGAUUGCAAUCUACAUCGCAGGUGGUAUUUCUGGCGCUCAUCUGAACCCAGCAAUAUCAAUCAUGCUCCACGUAUAUCGUGGUUUCCCUCUCGCAAAGAUGCCGGCAUUCAUCACUGCACAGAUGGUAGGAGCUUUCCUAGCCACCCUCAUCACUUUCGCCAUCUUCCGACCCGGCCUCAUCGCGUUACAAGUACGAGAUCUGAACGUGCAAGGCCAGCACUCGGCAACGUUCGAAGCGAACGCAAUGCCACCCGCCUCGGUAGUGCUAGCAAACUUCCUCACAUUUCCACGUCAGGCAUGGGUAAGCACAGGCACUGCCUUCUUAACGGAACUCGUCGGCAGCACCAUCCUAGCCAUCUCAGUCCUCGCCCUCGGCGACGACACAAAUGCCCCACCAGGCGCAGGCAUGAACGCCUUCAUCGUCGGUCUCCUCGUCGCAGUCCUCGGUAUGGCGUUCGGUUACAACACCGGCCUGGCCAUGAAUCCAGCCAGAGACUUCGGACCACGAGUCGCAUUGGCCGUGCUCGGGUAUAGUUCCAGUCCAUAUCCGUCGCUGUUCGCGGAUGGUUACUGGUUCCGUGUCAAUUGGAUAGCGCCUAUCUGCGGCACGGUUCUCGGCGGGUUCCUGUAUGAUUCGAUGAUUUUUAUCGGUGGUGAGAGUCCUGUUAAUUAUCCUGCUGAGAGGAUUGGGAGGGCAGUGAGGAAGUGGGUGAAGAGGUGGCAGGCGAGGAUUGGGAGGACGAAGCAGAAGAUUGGGGAGAUAAAGGAUGAGGUGGUGGGUUGA
Messenger RNA from Lithohypha guttulata, 2013 nucleotides. Its product is annotated as Protein kinase domain-containing protein ppk32. The transcript has 2 exons. Gene Ontology annotation, biological process: glycerol transmembrane transport; water transport. Gene Ontology annotation, cellular component: plasma membrane. The record is from RefSeq and is a predicted model, not a curated record. NCBI's taxonomy places the organism in Eukaryota, Fungi, Ascomycota, Eurotiomycetes, Chaetothyriales, Trichomeriaceae. Gene Ontology annotation, molecular function: water channel activity; glycerol channel activity. Bases 1 to 2013 code for a protein of 670 amino acids.